Molecule: messenger RNA, 3013 nt
Organism: Pogoniulus pusillus (Red-fronted tinkerbird)
Lineage: Eukaryota; Metazoa; Chordata; Aves; Piciformes; Lybiidae
Gene: CHRNB3
Product: cholinergic receptor nicotinic beta 3 subunit
Exons: 6
Coding region: 72-1475 (467 amino acids)
Biological process (GO): signal transduction; regulation of membrane potential; nervous system process
Cellular component (GO): synapse; postsynaptic membrane; neuron projection
Molecular function (GO): acetylcholine receptor activity; acetylcholine-gated monoatomic cation-selective channel activity
Source: RefSeq, a predicted model, not a curated record
GCCUGCCUCGAUUUUUAACUGGGUUGUUUCAGUCCCUUUCUAGGAUGAGACCAAUUUACCUAUGAAGACAAAUGAUCAGACGUAAAGGGAAAGCCGUGGCGGUGCCCAUGCUUCGCCUGGCGAUUUUUGUGCUGUGUCUGAGUCGCUCAGAUGUGGCUGCCUUCAGCUCUAUUGCCGAAAAUGAGGAUGCUCUUCUCAGGCACUUGUUUCAAAGCUACCAGAAAUGGGUCCGCCCUGUGGAAAACUCCAAUGACACCAUCAAAGUCCUCUUUGGACUGAAGAUAUCACAGCUUGUGGAUGUGGAUGAGAAGAAUCAGCUGAUGACAACCAACGUGUGGCUGAAGCAGGAAUGGAUGGACCACAAGCUCUCCUGGAACCCAGAGGAAUAUGGUGGGAUCACUGCCAUCCGUGUCCCCUCCGAGUCCUUGUGGCUUCCUGACAUCGUUCUGUUUGAAAAUGCCGACGGGCGCUUUGAAGGAUCCCUGAUGACCAAGGCCAUAGUGAAGUACAAUGGAGCAGUGACCUGGACACCACCAGCCAGUUACAAGAGCUCCUGCACAAUGGAUGUGACUUUCUUCCCCUUCGACAGGCAGAACUGCUCCAUGAAGUUUGGGUCGUGGACGUAUGAUGGCAGCAUGGUGGACUUAAUUUUAGUAGAUGAGAAUGUAGACAGGAAAGACUUCUUUGAUAACGGGGAGUGGGAGAUCUUGAAUGCCAAAGGUAUGAAGGGCAACAGGAAGGAUGGUCUGUACUCUUACCCCUUUGUCACUUACUCCUUCGUGUUGAGACGCCUCCCACUAUUUUACACUCUCUUCUUAAUAAUCCCUUGCCUGGGGUUGUCAUUCCUAACUGUCCUGGUGUUUUACCUGCCUUCAGAUGAAGGAGAGAAGCUUUCCCUCUCUACAUCGGUUCUGGUUUCCCUCACUGUGUUCCUCUUAGUGAUUGAGGAAAUAAUCCCUUCCUCUUCCAAAGUCAUCCCUCUGAUUGGUGAGUACCUGCUGUUCAUCAUGAUCUUUGUGACCCUCUCUAUCAUCGUGACUGUGUUCGUUAUCAACGUCCACCACCGCUCCUCCGCCACUUACCACCCCAUGGCUCCCUGGGUCAAAAGGCUCUUCCUACAGAAGCUGCCUCGGCUGCUGUGCAUGAAAGGCCACGUGGAUCGCUACUCCUUCUCAGAGACUGAAGAAAAGGAGACCACCUUGAAACCAAAGCUCCUGGGGAAGCAGAAGCACAAGCAGACAAAAGACGGAGACAGAAUCGUUAUUGCCUUCCUGGAGAAGGCAGCUGACUCCAUUCGAUACAUUUCCAGGCACGUCAAGAAAGAGCAUUUCAUCAGACAGGUUGUCCAAGACUGGAAGUUUGUAGCUCAAGUCCUGGAUCGGAUCUUUCUUUGGUUGUUCCUUGUGGUGUCAGUGACAGGCUCAGCUCUCAUCUUUACUCCUGCAUUGCAAAUGUGGCUGAACAGUGCUUUGUAGAAAAUGCUCACACAGUAGCACAACCUGUGUCAUGACAAGGGUUGGGGAGUCCCUUGGAGCUUGGUCUCUAUGGCAUGGGAAGCGAAGCAACACAGAGAAUGAGAGAAGGUGGUGGUAACAGUGGACAUUGGUUAGUGUUUUCUGUCUCCAUACAACUCUACCAGUUAGGGAUUUGGCUGAGAUCAGAGAAGAGCUUUGUGUGCAGCUGAGUCCUAAAAUUAACUGAGAGAGAGAGGGUUGGAGUCAAUGAUCUAUGGAGGUCCCUUUCAACCACUAACAUCCUGUGGCCCUGGGGUAAUUAGAGUUGCACAACUAGGUUUGUAAGUAUUUUAGCAUCAACUGGGUUAUAUGACAAUAAGCACCAAGAUUUCUAGUUAAAAUGUGAAGUGGUAAUUCUGGCACAAGGAUUAUACUUAAGAGGUAGAUCUGCCAGUUAAAAGGAUGCUUUUUACAGGAGGUGACAAUAGGAAGAGAAAUCGGUACCCAGCUGAUCGGUGCAUUGCUUUGUGCCUGUGUCAGAGCUGAUAGUCACGUAGCAUGUGCACCAGGAAAAGUACAAACACCCUUGUCGUGGAGGGCUAGAUGAGAUACUCCAUACCUUGCCUCUGUUGCCUGACCCCACUGCUUGGAUCAGCCCAAAAGUGGCAGAUUUUGCUGCUCUGCCCACCUGCUACCAGACCUUUUAGCGUGCACAUCCCAUCUCUCCUAUUAGCCAGCUACAAGGUGUGACCCAAUUUUCCUUAUCACUUGCAACUUUGCCUGCUGAUCUGAAGGCUGAAGAAGUAAGGACUUAUCCCCAUGCUUCACAUUUAGAAAUCAUGAUUCCUACACCUGCUUGUUCACAAGAGCAGUGGAAGAUCAUCUGAAGCAUGGAGAAAGAUGUCUGUGCUACUUCAGAAAGCAACAGCUUGGGGUUGUUUUUUUUCCCCCCUACCUGUUUUGGGGUUGUUCUUUUCCCCCUACCAGUUCAGGUGGAGGAAAGCUGAAGACAUAGUUUUUGGGAAAUGAAACUUGUGGUUGGUAAAGAAGCAAAGUUCCUCCUGAGAGCUGUGGGAUGGGCUGGCUGCUGGGGAGAUGAAUUUUUUGGGUGGUGUCGUUGGUAUUUCUCAAGCAGCUCAGGAUUUUGAUUCCUCUGAUUUGUUUGAAUGGACUCCCUCUGCAUGAUUAUAAACACUUCUUGCAAGUGUAAGUGAGACCUGACAGAAAACACAUAGAUAAAGCUCUCACUACUUUUGCUGGGGCAGGGUUUGCUUUGUCUGUAUGCAGAUAAUCCCAUUCAUCACUUGCAAGUGUUUUCAAGGCUAGCAAGGAAUUUGGAGACUUUAUUUUCCACAGUCUUAAUGUGCAUCUGGUGUUAGAGCUUGCAACUUUCUCCCUAGGUUGGAAGGCACUAAAAAUGCAUGGAGAUAUUCUUGUGCUUGGCUUAUACCUGCAUACCUGACCUCUAUGAGUUAAUAUCACCCUAUCCUCUUGAGUCACUGAAGAAAGUUCUGUUCACCUGUACACUCAUUAUUAAUAAAGGUGUAUUUAGUAAACAA